AUGGCAACUCAACCCACCAAGCGGAAGGCGGCGUGGGAGGGCAAUGAGAAGGAGGAGUCCGUUUGGGAGGAGGCUAUGAGGACGGUGCGGAAGAGGGAGAAUGAAGAAGUUGCGGGGAAGGAGAAGGAGGAGCACGACAAGAAGAUGGCCGACCGUGCCCGUAUGCAAAGGGAGUAUGAGGAAUACCUAUGGCGCGAGAAGAAGAGGAAUCAGAAGCUCCAAGCCGAAAGGGACCGUCUAUGGAGGGAAAAAUUCCAGAGGAACAUGCAACUUGCUCAACUAGAGAGGGAGAGGGACAAUGGGAUACACCUAGAGGAGGUGUCUAAGGAGGCUGAGCGCAUAAGGGAGGAAAGAGCUCCAGCGGAACUUCAAAGACGGAGGAGCGCCACCAUUUUUUCGACUCGGUGGUACAGUUGA
Molecule: messenger RNA, 417 nt
Organism: Lolium perenne
Lineage: Eukaryota; Viridiplantae; Streptophyta; Magnoliopsida; Poales; Poaceae
Source: RefSeq, a predicted model, not a curated record